CGUAAGUGUUGUUACACUUUUCGAAAUGGCCUCCGGAAUGUUAUGAAGACAGCUGCACAUUGUCGUCCUAGAAAUGAUGUUAUUUGCUUGUGCGGAGCACAAAUAGCCGUGGAAGUUUGCCUGUGCAUGUUCUAAUAUGAUACGGCAGCAAAGCAGUUUAAGUGACCUUCCGAAAGGUCCAUUCACGGCAACCAAACUAUGGAACGAAGUGGUGAGCGAAAUGAAGGCAAGUUUGACUGUAAAACGACGCCGCUAUCGAAUGAAGACCUACGAGGAUGCCUUCUUAGCCUCAGAAGCUAUUGAUUGGCUUCACGGUUACCUUCAGAGCAACCCAAACUUUGGUCCAAAUGUGAGCAGGCAACAAGCAGUUCAGCUAUGCCAAAAAUUUCUAAACAAUGGAGUCAUAGAAGAUGUUCGAGGCAAAAACUACAACUCUGUAUUUGAAGAUAACAGUCACCCAUUUAGGUUUAAAAACAUACGGUAUUCCCCAUACAAGGGAGUCAAGUCUCCGGUCAAAAGCUUGGGCAAAGAGAACCCCUCAAACUCAACUUUAAAGAGCUGUAAUUCUAGCUCAAAUUUGCCCGAUUUUAGCCCACCAAGAUUACGAAAAAGACCAAGUUUUUCAUUCAAGCCCUUAACACGAUCAUCAGCACCGUCCAGAACACCGCUAGUCGACAAAGCCAACCUUCCAGAGUCAGCCAUGAGUGACUCCAAGGCUGUCAAUGCUCCUGUGAAAAGAAGAAAGCUUAUUAGAAGAGAUAGCAGCGCCUCAAUUAUAAUGAAUCCUGUGGCUUUGGGUCUACAACCAUGCAGUCGAAGUCUUACAGAGAAAGAGAUUAGCCAGGUCUGGUGGAGCAUUUCUAUCUCACGCCUGGUCACUCUUCUGGAUAUGGAAAACACCCCUGAUGAGUUUAAAAGGCUGGAAUACGAUAUAAGUUGUGUACGAGAGAAUGCAGAAGAGCAAAGAAUGUGUAAAGCCAGUGAAGUGGUGCCGCCAUGGCUUCUGUCAGCCAUGAAAUGCUUAGUGCACUGGCCUAUAGAUGAACAGAAGGAGAGUGCUUCAUUUCCAAAGUACCCUGGCUUUGAACGGGAUGUAUUCAAGGCAAUAGUUGACCACUACCAUGGAUUCCAUGCACCAUUGAUAGAAGAAAACAUUCUUCCUUUAUUCAUUAGGACUGCAGACACAAUUGUGAGGUGUAAAAUGACGGCACUAAAGUCAAUGCAGUACUGCUGCCUGCUAUUGCAGCCGCACAUGAGGAGAAAUUUACAAGUUCUUAUCAAGUUCAUGGUCAAACUUGCGCAGAACACAAACAUUUCUCUCAGCUCUACCCUACCAACAAGAGAACUGGUGAUUCAGUCGUUCAGCAAAUGCACGUUUGGGCACACGGGAGACAUGAAUGUUAUACGGCUGCUGUUUUUCAUGAUGGAGAACUUCCCUGAUGUCUUUAAGAAACCAGAAGGGCUCAAGUUCCAUGUCGACCAGCGAAUUCUCUUUCUUCAGAACUGCAGGGGUAAUAAGCAUCAGUUGCCGAGACAGCAAAGUGGAGUCACAUAUUGUGAGCGUGUUACCAAGGAAGAGUACAAAGAGGAAGGCAUCCUCAACUCACAAAAAGCCCUUAAAGAUCUUCUGGACCAGAUAAUUGACAACCAGACCCUGUCCGAAAAGCAGCGACGUAAGCAACUUAAGCAGUUUGAAAAGGCGUAUCCUGGAAUCUACUACGCGCGUUUCCCAGAGAUCACCGCGGGUGGAACAUGCACACUACAGCGCUCGAAGCAGCUGCGCAAUAUCAUGAAGCCGCUGACCACCCUGAAAGGCGUUAGAUGACGCACGGAAUCGAGAAAACCGCUGAUCACACAAGUAGCAUAGAUAAAGGACCCGAUAUGCGAGAAAUUUUAUCAGAUAAUAACGACAUUUUUAGCAUGGCUAAAAAAACUAUCAUCUAUGAACUAUAUUUUUUUACAUGACAGUUCUAUUUCAAAUAAUUUUGAAACUUUUUAGAAUAAUACUCUUGUUCCGCUAUCUUACUUAUUUUAUCAUAUUUUCGAAAUUUGUUUCUAUGAAACAAGCAAAUUUGUCAAAAUCUUACUUCUCAAAUAUGAAAACAGCAUAUUACAAGUAAAACAUA
Molecule: messenger RNA, 2126 nt
Organism: Nematostella vectensis (starlet sea anemone)
Lineage: Eukaryota; Metazoa; Cnidaria; Anthozoa; Actiniaria; Edwardsiidae
Product: DEP domain-containing protein 1A
Exons: 10
Coding region: 137-1825 (562 amino acids)
Biological process (GO): intracellular signal transduction
Source: RefSeq, a predicted model, not a curated record